This is a messenger RNA of Mesorhabditis spiculigera, 1095 nucleotides long. NCBI's taxonomy places the organism in Eukaryota, Metazoa, Nematoda, Chromadorea, Rhabditida, Rhabditidae. The record is from the annotation of a GenBank genome assembly.
AUGGAGUACGACUACACCAAAGAUGUCGACGCCGCCCUCCCAAAUGCCGAUAUUCUUGCCAAGACUGGAAACGUGGCGGGUGCUGUCGAGUCGUUGAACACACUGGAGAAGCAGUCGCGUCUCGGCAGUGAUAUGAAGAGCAAUGCCCGCGUCGUUCAACAUAUGGUCCAGAUGUGCUUUGACGGGAAACAAUGGGAUCUGCUAAACGAGACAAUUCUGGCAUUGUCGAAGAAGCGGCUUCUCAUCAAGGUGGCCAUCGCUCGAAUGGUUCGCAGCUGUUGUCAAAUGGUUGAAAAGAUGCCAACUGAAGAAUUGAGGAUGAAGCUCAGCGAGACACUCCGCACUGUCACUGCUGGAAAGAUUUACGUGGAAGUGGAACGGGCUCGUUUGACGUCGUAUGUCGUCAAGAAGCUUGAGGCACAAGGAAAACUGGAGGAGGCGGCGACGAUGCUUCUCGAGCUCCAGGUCGAGACGUACGGCAGUAUGGAGGUCAAGGAGAGGGUGGAAUUCCUUCUGGAACAGAUGCGACUAUCUGUCGCUCGUGAAGACUACGUUCGUGCCAGCAUCAUUGCCAAGAAGAUCAGCACCAAGUUCUUCACCAAGGAACCUGUUGAGGAUCAGGUGCAAAAUCUGAAGCUCAAGUUCUACGACUGGACCGAGUUGGGCAAGACGUACCAAGCACUCCUUCGUGUCGGCACCCCCGCCAAUCCUGCCACUGGGAUUUUCGACGACUCGGCCAAUGGCAACAAACGUUGGGAGGAUCUGCACGUACGCGUUGGAGAACACAACCUGCGCAUGGUGUCGAAGUACUACACGCAGAUCACGUUCGACCGCCUGGCCGAGCUGCUCGAUUUCCCUGUGGCUGAGAUGGAACAAUUCCUGUGCAAUCUGAUCGUCAACGGCAUGAUCCCGAAUGCGAAGAUCGAUCGCCCGAAUCGUAUCGUCAAUCUGAAGGCCAAGAAGGCACACGUCGACCAUCUCGAUCAAUGGGCCGACAAUGUGCGACGAUUGACCGACACCCUCAACAAGGUCUCGCAUCUGAUCCUGAAGGAAGAGAUGGUGCACAAGAAUCUCGAACAAGUCUCCGCCAUCCAU